AAAUCCCGCGCUGGGACGGCCGAAAGAUGGCCUUCGCGUCGACACCUUCAGUCGCCAUUACACUCGUGUGAGAGGAAGGUCGUGCUGGUCGUCUUGUCGUUUCUUCUGCGUCGUACAGCAACUCCUUCAUGCGUUUACCCAGUAACAACCCCAGCGGGAGUCAGUCCAGUGGUGGCUUUGGUAGUGCCAGGAUGAAUUCCAACGCUGAGCCAGACUUUUCUGAAUUUAUGUGGAUGGCCGAGGAGGACCUGGAGGCCUUCGACAACAAGGUGAGGCUGACCAUGGAGGAGGAGGAGGUGGUAGUGGUCUUGGCCAAAGCCGCUGUCAUGGACACCUUUGCAGAUCAGAAUAAUUAUCAUAGUCGCUCAGGUAGCCUCCAUCCCAGGGGCAAGGCAGACAUCCCUCAUCCAGUCCCCCUUGAUCCAGCUAAAGAGAGGGUGUUGAGAGGGCAGAGGGAAGUAUUUGUAGUGUUCUUUGCUGUAUGUAAAGCAUCUGCUAAUCUGAGUCUAUACACUAAUAAAGGUAAUUAAUUUGAUUUCCCU
Penaeus vannamei (Pacific white shrimp) is the source of this 542-nucleotide messenger RNA. NCBI's taxonomy places the organism in Eukaryota, Metazoa, Arthropoda, Malacostraca, Decapoda, Penaeidae. The record is from RefSeq and is a predicted model, not a curated record.